Lethenteron reissneri (Far Eastern brook lamprey) is the source of this 2583-nucleotide messenger RNA. RefSeq names its product meiotic nuclear division protein 1 homolog. Gene Ontology annotation, molecular function: double-stranded DNA binding. Gene Ontology annotation, cellular component: nucleus. Lineage: Eukaryota; Metazoa; Chordata; Hyperoartia; Petromyzontiformes; Petromyzontidae. Gene Ontology annotation, biological process: reciprocal meiotic recombination. The record is from RefSeq and is a predicted model, not a curated record.
AAGAACACGCGCCAAAUUCAUCAGGGAGAGGAGAGUUUCUGAGGCAGAAUGUCGAAGAAAAGGGGCCUGAGUUCGGAGGAAAAGCGAACGAAAAUGAUGGAGAUAUUUUUCGAAACGAAGGACGUGUUCCAGCUGAAGGACUUGGAGAAGAUCGCUCCACGGGAAAAGGGCAUCACUGCGAUGUCGGUGAAGGAGGUGCUGCAGAGCGUGGUGGACGAUGCCAUGGUGGACACCGACCGCAUCGGCACCUCCAACUACUACUGGGCCUUCCCCAGCAAGGCCCUGAACUCCCGGCAGAACAAGCUUAUGGCCCUGGAGGCACAGCUGAAAGAGGGGGAGGUGCGGCGCCAUGGCCUACAGGAGAGCGUGGUGAGGGCCACGGCGGGCCGGGAGGACACGGAGGAACGCACCGAGCUGCUGCAGGAGCUGGCGCGGCUGCGCUCCUGCAAGGAGAAGCUGCAGGCUGAGCUGGAUAAACAUCGCGAGUGCGACCCCGAGGUCAUCAGCGACCUCCGAAAAGAGAACGAGAUAUCCAAGGAUGCCGCGAACAGAUGGACAGACAAUGUGUUCUCCAUCAAGUCGUGGGCCAAGAGGAGGUUCGGGCUGGAGGAGGAUCAGCUGGACAAGUCUUUCGGGAUUCCUGAGGAGUUUGACUACAUCGAGUAACGAUCGUGGAUUUGUCCCAGCCGGCACACCACGUCCAGUAUCCCCCUCCCCUUGGCCGCAGCUACUCGUCGCAGCCAAAGCGGACAGCAGCAUGAAGCCCACGUGGAGUCCUCUUGACGAGUUGACGACACGUGGCGUUUUCCCGGUGUAUUUCUCCAACGCGUGUUCAUGGUGUACCGCGUCGUCGUUCAGAGUGAUGUCCGACGUUUCGUUCCACGCACCGGGAGCCAAAUUCAGGUCCUGCAGAAGCUGUCGGCACGAGGAGUGGAACGUCAUCGAGGCCGUUCCCUUCGUCUCCGCGCACUUUCCCACAUCUUUGACUUCCUCAUUUCGACCUCGUUCCCUCCUCUGCUCCCACCUCUUCCAAGUGGUCACCUUGCCAGCGUGGAAGUGUAGGCCAACUACCGUCUAGAGCUGUGGCUGGUGGAAGCAACGCCCGCCAGCAAGGGGUGUGUGCAAGCCAUUGCAGGGCUGCACCUGUGUCUCUGCCUACUGCAGGCUCUACCAGAAGUGAAUGAAUCCCUGGUGACCACCAAAGCCUUUGUCAGGCCACUUGCCUGUGGUGGACACGAUGAGUGGAGGUGGUGGGUGGAGGUAGCGGUGUUUCACUGCUUCCACGCCCGUGCGGGGUGAUCCCGCAACUCGCUGUGGGUGGUGGCUCUGACCAUGACCAAAACCUGAACCCUAUCCGUGACCUUGUCUCAAAACCCGAUCUGCCUGACCCUUAUCCUGCCCAUCCUGUUGUACCCAUACAUAGUUGCGUCUGGAUCGAUUCAAUUGGCAGCAACGGUGUUUUUAACAACGGGGGUGUUGUUCUGGCCGUCUUGCAUUUGUGAGUGCUGGUUGUGAGGGCCUAUAAGGACGCCUGUGUUUAAACAUGUGUGUGCUCACAUGAGUUCACGUGUGUUUUCACGGUUGCGCUAUCUCUCUGCUGCAUUUUCCGGGUCGUGCCGCUUGCGUGUUGUUCGUGCACGGUGUCCGAUGUCUCGCUCCACAUGCUGGGUACUUGUUCAGGAACUGAAUCGCAUCGGAGAGCUGCUGCACGCGAGUGAGCCUGCACCUCUGUGUUGAUUGAUCCAUGGACCGGAGCAGACAUCCAGCUGAGGUUCCAGCUCGGCACCAUCGUUAUUCUACCAUCUGAUAUCUCCACUCUUUUCAAGAGGUUAUCAUUUAUUCACUGUUGUUGGCCACGUAAAGGAAUUGGGACAUCUAAGGUUACACCACCUCUGGUGGAACCGACAACAUUAAAUAUCUGAAAGCAAACUCAACACAUUCUUAAUUAACCCUGUGAGCGGCCUUUAAAUAAAACAAAUGUAAUAAAAGACGUUUCGGGCAUUGAGCCUCCUCCGAUGUAAUAUAUUGACGAAUAUGUUGAGUUUAAUUUUUUGUUAUUUUAUUUACUGUGCUCGUACACCACUGUCCACGCAGCAGCAGCCCCAACUCAUUUGAUAGUAAAUGAUCUGGUCCUGGGCUCAUAGACAUAAUAUACCACGUGUAGAUUCUAGUAGAAGGAAGGAAGCGAUGACAUGUGUGAUGGCAUCAGUGACCCUUAACAUGAUGACGUCUUGACCUUGUCUGUUUGGGUGUUUUUUUUACGGGAGCGGUAGUGUAGUGCUUAGCACGCUUUGAACCUGGCAACCCAAAGUUUAUUCCGCUCUCUGCCAACACCAGGGACGAUUAUCUGAAUCAGUCCCGGGCGUCCCCUAGGUCAACUUGGCCUCAAAUGAGUACCUGCUGCGAUGUAUAAACAUCACUCGAGAGACAAAGGUGGCCAGGCGUGGUUCUGGCCGCCCACUCCUUCGUGUACCGUGCCGGCCUUCAUAGUUUCUUGCUAAUAUUACUUGCCCCAACAGUUUGUUGAGACUAUACGGAGGAUAUUUGUAUUGUUGGCAAACAAAAAUAAACCUAUUUCCAUUG